CAAUCAAGAUUCAAGAGAUCUGUCAACCCGGGCAUGUAAUAUGAAAUAUCAGCUGUCGAGUGUCAUGAAUUCUUAUUUUUAUUUACAAUGUUAGGGUUUUCAUAGAUGGAAAUAACUUAAGUUUUGAGAUUUUUAAAACGUAUUUCUCAUAAUGAAGAAGUAUAAACCUAUAGAAGAAGAUGUUGUGAAGUGUAGCGUGUGACGUAAUGGCUUUAUUAGAAAAGAUCUUUGUUACAAGAUAUCGAAAACAAAACAAUGACAAUCAGAACUUACGAAGCAGAUCUUGUGAAGGAGCUAUAGAGCAAGUGCGUUUACUGCUAUAUAAAGAGUGUGAAAAGAGAGGGAAAAAAGUAUUAUUUGAUUCAUCAACAAUAGAGAAAUUAUCAGCGAAUAAAAAUGACAAACCUGAAAGUGGCACUAUUCCCUGCAUUUUGGAAGUGUCAGAGGGCCACACAUAUUUGUAUAAAGGCCCAGCAAGUGAUGCGGGCGUACUCGGUGAGAUGAUGUUCGGAGCUGUGGCCAUGAACUGCAAGAGUGUCUCAUUGAAAAUUCACAUCAUGGAUGACCCUAAAAGGCUGAUGUGUACAAAGAUAUUCUGUGUACCAACAACAAGGAAAACAAGUCGUGGCAAGUCGGAUAUAAAUGGAAAUAUAAGUGAUAUAAAUUCUUCUUUGCCAUUAAAUGUACCAACGAAGGAAGGGUCCUUGAGCUUCUCAAUUGAUCGUGGUGAUUCAGGUUUCUAUGGCGAUCAGUCUUCAUACAGCACAAUGGGGUCGAACAUAGAUUUCUAUCCCGUAAUGGAAAAUUGGGAUGAAAACCAAGAAUAUUCGUUUUCAUCAUCCAGCUUGCUCAGCUCAAGUGUUAGCUUGCGCAGGCGCACGUCACAAAGUCUAGCGACGCGAUUUGAUCUCUCUACGUCACUACGGAUGCCCACCAUUUCCACGAUUUCCACUGAUUCACAGGUAUACACCAAUAGUUCAAGUGGGACGAAUGAGAACCUGGCUUUGUGUCCGCCACCUAAAAGACGGAAACUGGGCCUCGCGUUGUUGAUCACAGUAUCUCAGACUGCUGAUGUGGACGUAAUUCGACGCUGUGUGGAGCAUUCAAACCAGCUCCAAUCCUUGGUGUGCCGACUGCGGCUGGCUACUUUUAGGGCUGGAUCUGGGAACAAAUUCGUUUCGACAUUGUAUAAGGCCACUGAAGACGCCGCGAGAUGGUUGUCGGAUCUAAUGUAUGGUGUACGAUUGCAGCCACUAUGGUCAAAUCAGGUUACCAGUGACCCGAGGCAGUCAAAUAAAAUCGCUGAGAGCAUUAUGUCAGAUCUCUGUUCGGUGAUCGCCUUUGGAGACACGAAGAACACUAAUUUUUUCAUCAGCACCUUACUAACGCACGUGCUAACACAUCAUCUCGGCUGGGUGACUACAGUGAGCCCUUACGAUGCUGUCGAUCCCACAAAACUUUCCAAAUGGGAUUCCAAAAGACCGUAUAACGCGUUAUGGGCACAAUUAGGAGACCUCUGUGGAAGCAUUGGCUUCCCCCCUCGAACUGCAAGGACUAUUGUGGCGGGUUCUACAAACACACAGUUUAUCAAUAGACUCUUAAGUGUUCUUACUUACUUCGUGAGAUGCGGUGAUGUGAAACGAAACGAUUUUCUAUAUCAAGACUGUGAACAAAGUUGUAAAGUUACGUUAGUUGACUCUCGGACUUUUGAAACCGAAGUUUCAAGUAAAGUGCGUUGUGUGAAUGAUAAUGAUGAAAACUUAGCAGUGAAAACAACAAGCGAUAGUCGGUUGGGUGUCACAGAUGGUCUUAAAAAAUCUACAACACUCACUAAUUUAAGUCAAAAGCUCUCUAACCCAGAAACCAGUACAAAGAAUGAGGCGGGCCAUAUGCGAAGAAAUCCAUCAAUCAUGAUCGCUUUGGGUGGGUCGACAGAUUCGAGUCAAAAAUCUUCGUUAACAGAGGAAAGUGAACUCGAAAAGAAAGUCGUUUUUGUGCUAGGAGACGAUGAAAAAUUAGUAGGCUUGAAGAAUAAAUCGGUUGACGGGAAGAGUGUGAAGAGAUCGUCCAAAGUGCACAACGAACCAGUCAAUGUAGACCUUCCAGACAAAUUGAAUUGUGAUCUAAGUUGCGAGAAGAAACCACAAGACGGUUCAUCCAAAUGCUGCAGCCUAACACUUGAACAUUCCAAACCCAUUAAACAUUCCGGUUUUAAGUUUGAGUUCGAUAAGUAUCCUCAAAUCGUGACCAACUACAUGAAGAGCAAGAACUUGGAGAUUUUAGAUAGACAUUAUAUAGGCAAGCCGGGAAACCUGAAGUUGGACAAUUUCCAGUUUGACCCUACAAUAAUCCCGCCCAUACAGGAAGAGAGAUGCGAGACUUGCUACAAGUGCCAGAUGAUGGAAUCUGUACUGCAGACACCCACUAACGCCUCUGAAAUGGAGUACAUGAACGAUAUGCCCCGACAGGAACCCCAAUACGCAAAGGAAACGGUCACACAGGAGAGUCAGCGAGAGAUGUCCCCAAAAACAUUUGUUCGGAAAAGAAAAGAAAACACUGUCAUUAUAAACGUUAAGCAAAACGAAGAAGCACAGAAGGAAUCAAGAAGCCAGGAAAACGCGAGCUUAACAUUGCCUAACACAAAGGAAUCUCCACAAAGCAAACUGCAGACCAGAUUGAUUUCUGCGAAGGUUCCACGUGCAAAAAAAGAAAGAGUGGAUGUGAGACAAGUCAUAGAGUUCCCACUUCCUGUUAUAAAUUUAGUGAACAAACUGAACACUGGUUUUGAUGUGUCCCUUCUUGGUGGAGUCACAGAUCAUUAUGUACCUGAUUUAGUUUUACAAGGGACUCUAGCGAAUCCCAAAGUCUGGGAAGCUGAAUUGCGGAGGGACCUAGACCUGACUUUGUACCUGAAUAAGACUUUAGACUCGCCGAUGCAAGCGGUGGCUAUAGUCGGUGAUACUAACAAUUGGGAAGUGCGUAUAUUAGGUAGGGAUUGUGGUUGCGGAGGUUUAUCACCACUGGUGGGCGGAAUGUUGGAUGCGAUACCCGCAAUGCGCAUGGCAAGGGUACCCGCACAUCAGUGUCUCCUCUUCCUUGAGAGUAAACUUCGGGAAUUCUGUGUUUUGUCCAAAACCCUCGCAGAUAUGCUGAUGUCGACCGACUUUUGUGACAUCAGUACUCUCACCAGAUCACUCAACAUUGAUGUUAAUGAUGUACCGUUAUUGUUGGCUGUGGCGAGUACGCAUACGCCACAAGUGGCUACGCGAUAUGGAAUCACGUAUAGGUAGUUGGCUCAUGGCUUGAAAUUGAAUUGAAACAUAAACGUGUUUAUGACGCGGUAAUUAAGAAAAUCAACUUGAAACUAAUUUCAAGAGCUGUCAAUAAUUUUGAUUUGACAGUUUCAAGAAUUGAUUGAUUGAGCUGAGAUACGAAUGAGGCUUAGUGAAUUAGGUCCUGGGUUCGAUUACCAUGAGAUUUCGGAUAAAGCUUAAAAUUAUUACUGCAACGAACGUGUAAUGUGCGCCCCAUCGGUUUUUUGGGUAGAUGAUAUUUAAAAGUAGUGGCUUAAAAAGUCGUAGCACAAAUUCACAAUUUGUAUAUAAUGAAAGCAUUUUCUCUUUAGUAUUAAGAUUAUGUAAUCUGUGAUUUCUUCAGCAUAAUGAGAUAUUUUUUAUCUGUGGUAAUACUGGUCAUAGUAUAGACGUAUGUGCAAUAUUGGUGAACAAUACUCAAAAUUUGGUGCGUAAUCAAAAUUUAUAUAUUUAUUAUUACAUAUUUAUAUACAUAUAUAAAAUAUAUUGAGAGAUUUUCUGUUAGUCGGUUACACAAUCUUAAAUGUAUGUUAAAUUAUUUGAUACUAUUUCAUUUUGGUCUAUAUGUAGUAUUUAUAGGGAUUUUUCGUUCUUGCAAACCAAUGAUUGUUAUUAGAAAUUAAAUAUAUAUAUAAAAUCUAUCAAUUGUAAAAAAAUAUAGAAUAAGAAAUUUAAAAUAUUUUAUCUGUAUUAGCAGCGAGCAUAGAUUAUUAACAUAGAAUGGAACUGAAGGUGACGUAAACAAGAACGAGAUGGCGCUUACUUGAUUAUCGAAUAGAAAAAAAUAUUAUAUUUAGUCACAAAUUUAACUAAUUAUACAUUUAAAGUCCUAACUUAUCUAACCAUUUCAAAUACAAAGGCUUAUGUCUUGGACUUUCAGUUCCAUCAAUAAGCUUCUCGGCAAGUAAGUUGCCAAGAAUUAGCGCUGUAGCCUCUUCUAUAUUUAAUUUAUGAAAACUAAUCUUCAUAUUUGAUCAGUAUAUUUUCAAUGUUUUCAAAAAAUUUUGGUCAUAAGUCAAAAUUAAAAAUAAAAUGGCGCAAUUUCUAUAGACUAUGACAUAUUUUACUUUUAUGCCGCGAUGAUUGACAGUUGACAUUAGUAAAUGUACUUUUAUCUCAAAUUUAAAAAAAAUAAGACAAAAUACGUAAUUAUCUAGUUUUUAAUUAUUGAAAUACUUAUUAUAUAAUUCUUAUAGAUUUAUCUCGCAAAAUCUUGUCAAGUUAUGUGCCGAGACAGUACAGCCAUCUUUCAACUUCUCUUUCCUGAUUUCUUCUCUCUCACAAAAAUCUUUAAGAUAUUUAUACUAUUACAAAUGUUUAAGCUAGUCUAGUAAAUCACCGUCUAUUCACAAAAACCCUAAAUGAAAAUUAUGUGAUGUAAUAAUUUUUAUACUUAGUUAUUGAAUAAAUUAUUUUUCUUAUUAAAA
Pieris rapae (cabbage white) is the source of this 4741-nucleotide messenger RNA. Its product is annotated as folliculin-interacting protein 2. Gene Ontology annotation, cellular component: cytoplasm. The record is from RefSeq and is a predicted model, not a curated record. The coding region runs from base 207 to 3290 and encodes 1027 amino acids. The transcript has 13 exons. Gene Ontology annotation, molecular function: protein-folding chaperone binding; ATPase inhibitor activity. NCBI's taxonomy places the organism in Eukaryota, Metazoa, Arthropoda, Insecta, Lepidoptera, Pieridae.